CACGGUCUGACAUCUGCUGCCCCUCCAACAAGAGUCACCAUCAAAACGUGGCGACAAUCCGCACCGCAGAAUUAAUGCAUCGAAUGACGCGCCGCCCGCUGUAUCGGUUGGACGAAACGCGGAACGUUGUGCGGGGAUCACCAUCAAGAGAUUUGGAGUUGAUACAUUUUUCAUGCCCAACUUCUUCGGAGUCAGUCAAACCGUAUCGGGCGGGUGUUUACCAUUUCAAAUGAUCGGUCGUCGGACUGUCGGCGCUGCCGGCUGUGCCAAUUGCAGUGCGCGGGUACGGCGGCACCACCCGGUGCUCUCGAUAUGAUGCGGCUGUGGCUUUAUUAAAUAUUUAUUUGUUUACUUUUGUUCUUUUUUUUUCGCAGCGAACACUGACUGUUGCGUGCCCGCUGACGAUCCCGCUGACGACACAGUCGUGUCGGACGCGCUCGAACGAUAGGAAUCGAGCCACUAAAAGGUGCGCGUCCGCCAGACCAAAUCUCUGUGCAGUGUCUCUGCGAGCUGUGCUGUGCCUGUGUUCCUGAAGUAAAGCUCGCUCGCACUCACCGCAGAGGACGUAGCAACGCCGACAGCUCGACUCCCCCCGGUCAUUGGCAAACGGCAGCAGCAGUAGCAGCAGAUCACACCACCCGGGAUUACGCCGGUUCCGCGAGCGUGUGAAGGCAACGGGGGUUUGCUUUUGGAGCGCGGUUCUCUACCACGCCUACACACGCGGGUUUUGGAAAGGGUCUAGCCGUUUUUCUUCCGUUGUUCUCCUCCUAGCGCCGAUCGAUGAUGCUCACGCGUUACGCGGCUUUUUUCGGGUAGAGGCACCCGGGGUAAUGGCGAAACAAAGCACCAUUAGUUGGCGCUCGGAUACAAAAACUAUCGGGCGUGUACGUUGCAACGCUGCUGCCCGAAAGAGGGGUACCAGAGUCCCUGUUGCCUGCGCUGUUUGUCCGGAGCUCCGGCAGAGAUCCUCGCCAAGCGAUCCUGUCCAUGGCUGCCAUCGUCCAUCAACCGUGUCCACGUCCAUCAAAGUAUGCGCACCGUGUCUAGGAUAGGCGUCCCGGCCGUUGUUGGUGGCGCUUUUUGAAGACUCAUGCUGCUAAAUAAGCGGACCCCUGCGAACCGCCGGUACCCAUGCACCCUGCUGACGUCUGCCAGCCACCCUAGUGUCAGUACAACGGAGCGUUGCUUAAUAGUGGGCAGUGCAACAUUGCACCGUGAAUAGUGGCCGCGGUCCGGGUGAAGGAGCAGCAGUCAGUGAUGUUUGUGUGAGCUCGCUUACAAACACUAGAUACACAAUGAAGUCCUGGCGGUUAUCCUUUGCCACAUUAUACGGCUGUCAUCGAUUAGGCUGUCUGUGAGUAGGUCGCACAAGUUUGAAACUAUUGUCCGGGAGUAUUGAAGUAUCGCAGAACGUGGUGUGCGUGAAGUGUGUGAAGUGCUUGGUGACGCUUGGUGUUCAAGGUGUGUUCCAAGUCGUGAUUAGCUGGUGCUUGACGGGGCGGGGGAAAAAAAAUGGAGCGACACGAUCCACGCCAUUUCUACUACAACGAAGAUAUGUUCACGGAACAUCCGGGAUUGCGAGGUACACCGCUGGCAAUGUUGGCGGCCCAGUGCAACAAACUGUCCAGCAAGUCACCGCCACCGUUGGCGGACGCAGCCGUUGGCAAAGGGUUCCACCCGUGGAAGAAGAGCCCCAUCUCGUCCGGACCCCACUCACCCUCGAACACACAGUCGGUCGGGCUGGGCGGUGGGAACGGCGGUAACGGUUCCGGUUCAGGUGUUGGUAGUGGUGGUGGAGGUGGAGGUGGAGGAGGUGGUGGAGGAUUGGGAGGAAAUUCGGUGUUGCAGUCAUCGCUCGGGCGACUUUCGUCGUCCGGUAGCUCGUCCACCAUUAGCCCGAUGGCAAAUCUCACGUCCAGCGAUCUUUACUUUUCCGGUGCGUCCGGUUCGCCCGGUGGGUGUGGAGCGGACAAUGCGCACCACACCCUCCAGCACGCACUGGGGGCGGCAGCGGCAGGCAAGGUCGGUGGCGACGGGGGCGGACCGGGGCAGGCAAGCUCGACGGCGGCUGCGGCCGCUGCGGCCGCCGCCCAGCUCGGGUCCGUUUACGGCCGCCACCCGUACGACUGGCACCCGUUCAACGCGGUCGGCAAACCGGACGCGAACGGGCUGGGCGGCAACGGGGGCCACGGGACGCCGACCGGCUGGUGGGACAUGCACGGGGCGGCCGGCAGCUGGCUCGAUAUCGGUACGAGCGCCGCCGCCGGUAUGCACGCGGCGACGAUGGCCAACUAUGCCGCGUCGGCGGCGGCCGCCUCGGUGAGCGGUUCCGAGCAUUACGCCUCGACACUGACGCACGCGUCGCUCACCAACACCGCACACCUGCUCGGCUCCGGCCAGCAUCUGCUGCAGGAUAGUUGCUACAAGAGCAUGCUCCAGCCGGGCGGCGUUAGCGUCGGCCAGUCGGCCGCCGGCGUCGGCGUGGGCGGGUUCGGGCUAGGUCCGCACGGGGGAGGUUCGCCGGCACCGCCACCGAGCGCCCCGCAGGCACCGUCGCCGCGCAGCCAGCGGCGCUACUCCGGCCGGGCGACCUGCGACUGCCCCAACUGUCAGGAGGCGGAGCGGCUCGGUCCCGCCGGCGUGCAUCUGCGCAAGAAGAACAUCCACAGCUGCCACAUACCGGGCUGUGGCAAGGUGUACGGGAAGACGAGCCACCUGAAGGCGCACCUCCGGUGGCAUACCGGCGAGCGGCCGUUCGUCUGCAACUGGCUGUUCUGCGGCAAGCGCUUUACGCGCUCCGACGAGCUGCAGCGGCAUCUGCGCACGCACACAGCCAAACACGUCAAAACCCACAACGGCGGUGGUGCCAGCGGUGGCGGCGGUAGCGGCGGCGGCGGCGGCGGCGGAGGUGCUGGUGGCGGCAGCAGUGGUGGUGGUGGCAGUGGUGGUAGUGGUGGAGGUGGAAGUGCAGGAACAGGAUCCGGUGCGGGAAGUGGUGGCAGCGGUGGAGGCACCGGUGGCAACAGCUCAUCCGGCCCAAACACCGCCAGCGGCAAUGGCGGCGGCAAUGGUGGAAGUGGUACCGCCAGCAGCCGAGGUGACAGUGCAUCCGGGACGAACGGUGGCAGUGGUGGAGGUGGUAACGAAGGCACCAAGAAGGGCAGUAACGCGCAGGCACCGCAACCGAUGGACGCACACUGCAGCGAUUCGGAGGAGGGCGCUGUGACCGGUGCGUCGGUGACAGAUCACUUGCACGGUGGACCGCUGGGGUCGCUAUCGGCACCGCACGGUGUGAUGGGCGGAGGGCCGCCCGGCAUGCUCGGUGGCGGGUCCUGCCAUUCGAUGGGCUCUCCCGGACUGUCCCACUCGCAACAGCAGCAACACCAUCAGCAACAACCAGGUUCCGGCCCACAUCACCAUCACCCGCAUUCGCAUCAUCCCCAUCACGCACAUCAUCAACAUCAUCAGCAGCAGCAGCAGCAGCAACAACAUCAUCACCAUCAUCAUCAACAGCAGCAGCACCACGCGCACACGCCCAGUCCGGGCCUGGAGCACGUCAGCCAGCAGCAGAUGGAUGUGAAGCCGGGCAUUGUCUGAGGCCCGGUGCAGUCCGACCUGUUCGCACUGUUCGGACAGCGCACCGACAUCGUCAGGGCAGCGGCAGAUUGGAUCUGAACCGUGCUCACAUCCAACAAACACACACAAAAUUGCAAGUAUAGCUCUGUUCGGGGGAUGCUACCGAAUCUCCCCCACCAGCGCAAGUCUCGAUCCGUUUAACGUGAGCCGUUAAAAAAAAAACCCCCAGACCCGUACACUAAUCAAGAAGAAUGUUCAAGGUUACACCCAACGAUCGUGAUCCUUUCGAACUAGCUUAAUGUCUCUAGGAAAUAGUGCUGUUUGUUUUUUUUUCGUUUCCUGCUUCUUCUUAGAACACAUCUGACAUCCGUCAGGAUGUAGGGCUUUGAUGUGAGUAUGUCAAAACAGUAAUAAGAGGAUUAGAACGAGAAGUCUACAAAAUAAGGGAUAUUACAAAAAAUAUGAACCAUAAAUAUGGUUACUUAACUUAAAAACAGAACACACUCACUCACACCCACACACACACUUUGUUAUUUUAUCCUCGUAAUUGUAAUUCGCUUUUUCUUAUCUCGUUUUGUCUCAUCGAACGAUGGCGUCGAUGAAUUGUGAAUCAAAAUAGUAACAGCAACGCGCAGCAAGAGUAACUAAAUGAAUCUAAAGUAAAUGUCAUUCAUCUGUCUGGUGGAUGAAUUAGUUGGAUGAACACGCGCGAACGCGCGCGUGUGUAUUGUAAUAUUGGGGAUGAUAAACACUGACACAGGGUAGCGUUAGUAUCUGUACAGCCUAAUGGGAUCGUUGCGUGGUGUGUAUGUGCCACCAGACGGCUACCAACAUCCUGGAUGUUAGUGCAGGGUUUUUCUCUCUUGCGAUAAAUCGUUACGUUUCUAGACAUCACGCGGACCAUGGAUAGACGCUGAACAAUGUAUCGAAUACACUGUUGACGCGCGGGUAUGCGCGCCGUAAUACUUAAGCCUGGCGAAGGGAUAUUACUAUAUUGUAUUGCAGAAAAAAAAACAUCACAUUAACUAUAACAGAAAAAAUGAAGAACGAAAACAACAAUCUUGUCCGACGAACCGCGAUCACAUUUGUACUUGGGGAGGGUUAACGUGAAUUAAACAAACAAAAAAAUGGGGGAAAGUUAUCGGUUACUAAUUUAACUUUAAUCUCACUGAUAAGUGUAAGUCUCUUGUUAGAAACGGGGAUGGUAAGCGGGGUGUAUUGUACACCGGUCCCAGCAGCCGCGUCAAGAAAGCGAUCAGUGCCGAAAGCAAAGCUGAACGAACGCUUCAAAUACGAGCCGGGCUAAAAGAUUUGGGAAGCAAGUUUGGAAACUGCGAAAAGGAACGGUGGUCCUUCGUUUCGACGGCGGCUAGCAUGUUAAGUGCAUGUAUGUAAUAAUUGAAAUGUAAACAGUAAACAUUCAAAAUUUAGACACCCAAAAAGAAAAAAAAACCACUCACACACGCUAACAUAUUUUCACAAGUAAAAAUUUAAAGCACUAUUAAUUAAACGUUCAAUCCCCUGUUUAGGCGCAAAAGUUUUAACACAGAAUCUCGCUAUUGAUGCAUGAACUCGAUAAUGAAUCGAUCGAUGUGUUCAUGGGGAAAAUGAUUUAUACGAAAAGAACAACACACAGAGAAAAAAACACGUGGAAUGAACUAUUUCUAUCUACCGUCGCUAAUUUGUUGUGACGGUUGGUGCGAUUGGUAUAAGUUUUUAUCAUUAGUAGGUAACUAUUUUAUUACCAUUAUUAUUAUUAUUAUUACCACUACUUCCCCUCGUUCCCCCAUUCCCUUACUCCUUUCCGUAAUUAAUUAGGAUGAACUCAAAAUUGUCUUACGGAAUGAAUGAUUACAUGCAAGCAAAGCAAAACUAUUGAUGGAUCGUAAAUAUACACCUUAUGACACCCA
Molecule: messenger RNA, 5486 nt
Organism: Anopheles stephensi (Asian malaria mosquito)
Lineage: Eukaryota; Metazoa; Arthropoda; Insecta; Diptera; Culicidae
Gene: Sp1
Product: transcription factor Sp9
Exons: 5
Coding region: 1513-3597 (694 amino acids)
Biological process (GO): regulation of transcription by RNA polymerase II
Molecular function (GO): RNA polymerase II cis-regulatory region sequence-specific DNA binding; DNA-binding transcription factor activity, RNA polymerase II-specific
Source: RefSeq, a predicted model, not a curated record